Molecule: messenger RNA, 2706 nt
Organism: Triplophysa rosa
Lineage: Eukaryota; Metazoa; Chordata; Actinopteri; Cypriniformes; Nemacheilidae
Exons: 17
Coding region: 137-2596 (819 amino acids)
Cellular component (GO): myosin complex
Source: RefSeq, a predicted model, not a curated record
ACAGUUUGCAUACGGGUUUGAUAAUAAUAGUAGUUUAGUGACCUCUUCUGUUCAAAGUUGGAUACUGCAUGUUAUUUGUCUAAGUCCCUAUGUGAUGACAUCAUUUAUGUGAGCCUAGUGUCAGCAGCAGUCUAGGAUGCGGUCAUCACUAUCAUUUCUCCUCAAUUUAAGUUGUUCCGAGGCACAUUCGGUGGAAAAGCAGCGAGCUGACUUGAACCGUGAACUGGACGACCUGACUGACAGACUGGAGGAAGCAGGUGGGGCCACGGCCUCUCAGAUGGAAAUGAAUAAGAAACGUGAGGCGGAGCUACAGAGGCUCAGAAGGGAACUUGAAGACUCCUCGGUGCAGGCAGAGGCGGUCGUGGCCGCUCUGAGGAAGCGUCACAGCGAUGCCCUGGCCGAACUGGGAGAGCAGUGCGAGGGCCUGCAGAGAACACGAGCCAAACUGGAAAAGGAGAAACAGAGCCUCAGACUGGAGGUGGACGACUUGGCGGCUUCAUUCGACACCCUACAGAAGGCCAAGGCAUCCACUGACACACAGCUGAAGAAACUAGAAGACUUACUGUCUGAGGCCGGCUGUAGGAAUGAGGACCUGCAGAAAGCUCUGAAUGAGGUUACUGCUGCUAAGAACAGGCUCACAGCUGAAAAUAAUGAUCUUACGAGGCAGAUGGAAGAAGCCGAGAACAAGGGAAGUCAUCUCAGUCGAACAAAAAGUCUCUUGAUGACCCAGCAUGAGGAACUCAAGAAGCAGUAUGAUGAAGACGUCAAGGCUAAAGCGGCCCUGAUCAGCAGUAUGACCGCAAUGCGUCAAGAGUGUGAAAUGCUCAAGGAGCAACUGGAAGAGGAGCAAGAGAGUAAACAGGAACUACAGCGUCUCGUCUCCAAACUCAACAGCGACGUCACACAAUGGAGGAGCCGGCAUGAAGCUGAUGUCAUCCAACACAGUGACGAACUGGAGGAAACCAAGAAGAAGCUGACGGUUCGACUGCAGGAGGCAGAGGAGGCAGUGGAGGUCACGCAGGCCAAAUGCUCCAGUCUAGAGAAAACCAAACAGAGACUGCAGGGAGAGGUGGAGGAACUGUGUGUUGAUCUAGAGAAGGCGAAUAACGUGGCAGCAGUGCUGGAUAAAAAGCAAAGGAUGCUGGACAAACAGUUAAGUGACUGGAGACAGAAGUGCGAGGAGCUGGUCGCUGAAGUGGAGAACUGUCAGAAAGAGAGCCGACAGCACGCCGCGGAGCUCUUCAAGCUGAAAAUGGCUCAUGAGGAGGCCGUGGAACAGGGCGAGGCUCUGCGAAGAGAAAACAAGACCUUACAGGAGGAGAUUACUGAUCUUACUGACCAGCUCUCAGAAGGAGGAAAGAGCAUCCAUGAGCUUCAGAAGAUGAAGAAGAAAAUCGAGAUGGAGAAGGAGGAACUGCAGGCGUCACUGGAGGAGUCUGAGGCAGCGUUAGAGGCUGAGGAGACAAAGGUUUUACGUCUUCAGCUGGAACUGUCUCAAGUUAAAGCAGACAUGGAUCGCAGACUGCAGGAGAAAGAAGAGGAGUUUGAAGCCACCAGAAAGAGCCACCAGAGGGAGCUGGAGUCCCUGAAGGCCAGUCUAGAUGUGGAGGUGAAGGGCCGCACGGAGGCAGCCCGUGUCAAGAAGAAGAUGGAGAGUGACCUUAAUGAGCUGGAGGUCCAGGUGGACCAGCUGAACAAGAACAACGGCGAUCUAAUGAAGAACGUCAAAAAGAUGCAACAACAAAUUAAGGACCUCCAGGUACAGCUGGAGGAUGAGGCACGCAUACAGGAGGAACUAAGAGAGGAGCGGACUCUUCUGGAGCGCCGCUGCACCCUGCUGGUUACUGAAGGAGAAGAGAGUCGUGCCUCAUUGGAGGCAGUGGAGAGGAGCCGUAAGGCCCUAGAAACAGAACUCCAGGAUACUUCAGAGAAAUACAAUGAUCUUGACAACCAGUUACAGUCUGUAUCCAGUGGAAAGAGGAAGCUGGAGGUAGAUCUACAGCAGCUCACACAAGAACACGAGGAACUGCUGGGUGAACUGAGAACAGCCAAUGACAAGGCCAAGAAAGCUGUCUGUGAGACUGCACGUGUGGCGGAGGAGCUGCGUGUGGAGCAGGAGCACACCAUGCACCUGGAGCGGGUGAAGAAGGGCAUGGAGGUUCAGAUAAAGGACAUGACCUCCAGACUGGAUGAAGCUGAGCAGCUGGCCAUGAAAGGAGGCAAGAAGAUCAUCCAGAAGCUGGAAGGCAUGGUGAAAGAACUAGAGUUGGACUUGGACAACGAGCAGAAGCGGCACGCCGAGACGGUCAAGAACCUGCGGAAGAAUGAGCGGCGUCUGAAGGAGCUGCUGUUCCAGUCGGAGGAGGACCAGAAGAACCAGCAGAGGAUGCAGGAACUGGUGGAGAGAAUCCAGAUUAAAAUGAAAGCUUAUAAGAGACAAGUGGAGGAAGCGGAGGAGCAGGCCAAUAUGACCCUGGCCAAGUACAGAAAGACUGUUCACGAGUUGGAUGAUGCAGAGGAGCGGGCUGACAUAGCAGAGACAGCUCUCACGAAAAUCAGGACGAAGCACAGGGGCAGCUUUGGCAAGGGCUACUAAUCUGGGUACAGCACUCCCUAUCCAGGGCUCAUAAGAUCGCCCAGUUCAGUGGGGUCAGAAGGGCGAGGGGAGAAGAUCCCUGAUGAUGAUGAGUCUGUCAGCUCUCUUAU